Molecule: messenger RNA, 853 nt
Organism: Bactrocera oleae (olive fruit fly)
Lineage: Eukaryota; Metazoa; Arthropoda; Insecta; Diptera; Tephritidae
Product: cuticle protein 8
Cellular component (GO): extracellular matrix
Source: RefSeq, a predicted model, not a curated record
CGACUUCGUUCAACAAAUGAGUAUAAAAGCCACAUCAACUUGGACAGACAGCAUUAAACAUAGCUAGACAAUUGAAGUAGCAGGAGCAGAAGUACUCAAGCCACAGUGAUUAAUUAUACAAAAGAAAAUACGCAAACGAAAUGAAAGCCUUCUUCGCACUCACUCUGCUCGCCGUCACCUACUUCGCCAGCACCAGCGCAGGCCUCAUUGGACAUGGUAUUCCUAUUCCCAUCGAAUUGGAGGAAAACAGCCCACCACAGUAUGAAUUCCAUUAUUCCGUGCAUGACACUCAUACCGGCGAUGUUAAGGAUCAGUUCGAGCAUCGUCAUGGCGAUUAUGUAACCGGCCGUUACUCACUCAUUGAACCCGAUGGCCAGCGUCGUGUUGUGGAAUAUAAUGCCGAUCCCUUGUUGGGCUUCACUGCCCAAGUGCAUCGGGAAGUGCCAGUUAUACGUCAGCUGCCCUUACAUCGUCAUUAAAAUUUGCCAGCAGAAAAAGUAGUAGUGACAUAUAUAACUACAUAUGUACAUAUUCUUACAACUAUAUACAUAUUAUUUAUGUCGACAGUUCUGUAACGCAUCUGCAUUGAACCGAAUACACAUACACUUACACACGCAUGUACAUACAUACAUAUUGAACCAUAUAGCAGAAUUUUACACAGUUGUCCAGAUAACAUGUUGGGCAAAAACUAGCAGAGUAUUGCAGGCAUGUAAUGUGGACGAUCCUUUAUAUACAUACUCUUAUAAUAAAAUACAUACAUAUUCCAUAUAAGAGCUUUGAUCUACACUUUGAACUCAUUGCUACACAUACCAAUACACAAACAUUCAAAAAUAAAUGAAAUUAUUUAUGCAAA